This is a messenger RNA of Ochotona princeps (American pika), 369 nucleotides long. RefSeq names its product large ribosomal subunit protein P2-like. Gene Ontology annotation, biological process: cytoplasmic translational elongation. Lineage: Eukaryota; Metazoa; Chordata; Mammalia; Lagomorpha; Ochotonidae. The transcript has a single exon. Gene Ontology annotation, cellular component: cytosolic large ribosomal subunit; ribosome. Bases 10 to 369 code for a protein of 119 amino acids. Gene Ontology annotation, molecular function: structural constituent of ribosome. The record is from RefSeq and is a predicted model, not a curated record.
GCUGCCGACAUGAGCUGUGUUGCCUCCUGCCUGCUGGCCGCCCUUGGGGGCAACGCGUCGCCCAGCGCCAAGAACAUCAGGAAGAUCCUAGACAGUGUGGGCAUCAAGGCAGACAACGAGAGGCUCAACAAGGUCAUCAGUGAGCUCAGUGGCAAGAACAUCGAGGAUGUAAUCGCCCAGGGCAUCGGCAAGCUGGCCAGUGUGCCCGCUGGUGGGACUGUGGCUGUGUCUGCUGCCCCGGGAUCAGCGGCCCCAGCUGCUAGUGCAGCCCCUGCAGCAAUGGAAGAGAAAAAGGAGGAAAAAAAGGGAGAGUCGGAGGAAUCAGACGACGACAUGGGGUUCGGCAUGGGGUUCGGCCUGUUUGACUAG